Messenger RNA from Vespa mandarinia (Asian giant hornet), 7674 nucleotides. Its product is annotated as atrial natriuretic peptide receptor 1. Gene Ontology annotation, molecular function: ATP binding; adenylate cyclase activity; guanylate cyclase activity. Gene Ontology annotation, cellular component: plasma membrane. Lineage: Eukaryota; Metazoa; Arthropoda; Insecta; Hymenoptera; Vespidae. Gene Ontology annotation, biological process: receptor guanylyl cyclase signaling pathway; intracellular signal transduction; protein phosphorylation. The record is from RefSeq and is a predicted model, not a curated record.
AGAGAGAGAGAGAGAGAGAAAUAUCGGUGAAAAACCGGAUGAUCCGAUUGAAUUUUAUCACUGCGAUAUCCACGAAUUAGUCUUUGAUAUCCUUUGGAUGGACGUGGAAAGAAAACUCAAUGUUGAAAAGAAAAUGAACGAGCUAAAGGGUAGAGGUGAGGGAUUAACGCACAUCGGAGAUUUCGAUAACUAUUAUCAAACGCCUAUACGAUAUAAACGAUUGGCGAUAAGGUAGCGCGAUUCUGAGCGCGUGUUUGUCGUCAUCAUCAAACGAAGUUCUCUCUCUCUCUCUCUCUCUCUCUCUCUCUCUCUCUCUCUCUUCUUUCUUCUGACCGGAUUCAAAGUGUCAGUAGGUAUUACGAUCUCGAGGAGAAUCGCGCUAUACGAGUGAUAAGAACAAAUAAAAGGAUAAGAGUGAAAAAGGCAAAGGAAAAUCCAAACGUUAUCAUUUUGCUAUAUCAUUUGGAAAGUACGAUAAUCGAUAUCGACAUUACGAAUCAUCAAUCAAGUUCAAGUUGGAGGAACACAGCGCGAAGACGUGAAGGUCGAAGGAGAUCGACGAAGGAGAAAGAAGAGAGAAUAAACGAAGAUAACGAUAAUGCGAUUAUGUGUAAUUCGUAUAAUUGCGCAUCUUUUUGUUACGACGAAUCGUCCAAUUGUUUGUUGUUGAAGAAAAAAUCGUAUUGCAUGUACACGAUCAUAUGCAUAUGAAAAAGAUCGUAUUCGUGUAGGGUAAAGAUUUUUUUACAAUUUGUCAUUUAGUGAAAGUAUUGUCGAAAUCGUUGGAAUUCCGUUUGAAGAACUUUUAGGUGAGAUAGCUGAGUUUAUUGGUGCGAUAGAUGAUCAAACAUAUCAGCCGAUAAUACAGAACCCACAGCUCAGUAUACUCUUUCUCGGUGCGCGAGAAUGAUCGUUAAAGUAUCACGAUUUCGAUCUUGGUUAAUCGUAAAUCAGGAUGCGCUCGCUCGCAAUCGUGCGUUCGUCGUCGCCGUCGCCAACGCCGCCGUCGUCGUCGUCGUCGUCGUCGUCGUCGUCGUCGUCGUCGUCGUCGUCGUCGUCGUCGCCGUCGCCGUCGCCGUCGGGGGUUGUUGCGUCUUUCGAGCUUCCUCAUCCUGAGAUCGUCGUCGUACGUCUAUGAAAUAACUCUUGGUUUUACACGCCGGAAGAACAAAAAUAGAAUUGAGAAAACAGGCUAACGAUCGAGAUAAUCAUCCGACGUUGAUAGCGUUCAAAGGAAUGGGGUUAUCGAAGCGCGAGGAAGGUGCUAACCAGUGAAAAUGAGAGUUGAACGAGGAGGAGAAGUUCGCCGUUGUCGAAUUUGAGAAAGGAACGAUGAAGAAAAUUGAUCGAUUAGUCGAUCGAUCGCGCGUACAACAGUUCCUUCAGAAGUUUCGGACAUAUAUAUAUAUAUGUAUAUAUAUAUAGUACAUUUCGUUCUUUCUUCCUUUGUUUUCUUUCUUUUCUUUUUUCUCUUUUUUCUCUUUUUUCUCCGAUUAUCUUCAUCACCUUGUGGAAUCGUGGUGCGUUAAUCGGGGCAUAAAGGAUAAAUGAGAUCAGCUCGCAUCGAUGGGGAUCUCGCAUCGUUGGAUCUUCAUUCUGACGACGAUCUUUUCUUUGAUGCGUCAUGCCGCAAACGGGAAGGUAACCUGUCGCGAGAUACAAUUCCCACGCGAUUGCGAAGUACUCUGUAGCACAAGCCAAACUGGGAUCAUCUCAUGUGAGCUACGAGUAGCCGUUAUAUUGCCUGCUGAUCCGAACUUCGAGAUAUCGUUGCCUAAAGUUUUACCCGUUCUCGAUUUGGCAGUUUACGAAGCCAGAGCUCGCAAUCUGCUGCCGCAUUGGUUGAAUCUCACGUUUUUACCUCAGGACGACCACUGCGACGCGAUGUACGCACAAGUCUGUUCGAUCGAUAGUUACUUGAAUUGCGUGCACCUCUUUCUCGGACCGGCUUGCGAUUAUUGCGUCGCCGUCGUCGGAAGAGCAGUCAAAUUUUUAGGCGCUCCGUUGAUUACCACAGGGGGAUUUACUUUCGAUUUUACAGAGCAAAAGAGGGAAUGCAAGGACGAGUACUUUAUGACUACACGCGUUGGGAAUUUGGCUUUUCGGGAUAUAGCGCAGUUCUUGAUAGCUAUCAUAAAUUAUUACGAAUGGCGAAAGGUCCAUUUGUUUUAUGCGACGAAUGGACAAAUUCAAGUUGGCGGAAGGCAUUGUUGUCAAUUAAUGAUGAAAUCCAUGGUCGAGUAUCUUAAGAAGAAGCCUAAUUUUACAUUUGGCACUUACGACAUUGAAACUGCCACGUCGGUGGAUUAUUUGGAAGCUCUUAAAGUACACGUCGGCAAUUCUUACGGUGUCGUAGUCAUGUGCGCAAAUUCUACCACCAUACGAGAGAUAUUGCUCGCAGCCGAGGAACUCGGAAUGGUUGAUUCCGGAGAAUAUGUAUUUUUCUCGAUAGAGCUUUCAUCUAGCGACAACAAUUCCAUAGAACCAUGGAAAUUGGAGGGCGACACGGAUGAGAGAAACGAGAAGGCGAGAAAAGCGUACCAAGCACUUUUGACUGUAACCGCACGGACUCCUGACGAUCUUGAAUAUUUAAAUUUCUCGCGUGAAGUUAAAUCGUUGGCACAAAGCAAAUACAAUUUCACCUUCGGCAAUAGUUCCGUUUCGACGUUCGUCACGGCCUUUUACGAUGCCGUUCUUCUUUAUGCUCUCGCGCUUAAAGAGAGCCUACCGGAAAAGCCUACCGGUGAGGUUGAUCUUGAUGGCGGCAAUUUAACGAGAAGAAUGUGGGGUAAAAGUUUCAAAGGUAUAACCGGAGACGUGAAUAUCGACGAGAAUGGCGAUAGAAUCGCGGAUUAUUCCCUUCUGGACAUGAAUCCGGAAACUUCGAAAUUCGAGAUCGUUGCCAAUUAUUACGGUGCUAACAAAACUCUGGACUAUAUAAAGGGAAAACAGAUUCAUUGGUCCGGCGGAAGACCGAAACCACCCCCCGAUACUCCAACUUGCGGAUUCGAUGGAUCUCUAUGUCCGGAUAAUUCUCUCCCAGGAUACGCCAUUCUCUCGAUAGUUUUGAGUUCGAUCGUGGUCGUUCUGGUUGUGGGCUCGGUAUUUAUUUAUCGUCACUUCAAACUAGAGGCUGAAAUCGCUUCUAUGACGUGGAAAGUACACUGGGAAGACAUCGUCUGGGUACCUUACGCGAGGACUAGAGGCUCGAUGUAUUCGUUAAUUGCCAACAAGUUACGUAAUAGCCAACUUAGCGUAUACUCCGAUGAUAACGUUAGUCUACCAGAGGGUGUGGACAAGCACGUCUAUAUUCCAACAGGAUUUUACAAGAACUCAAAGGUGGCUAUAAAAUUAAUACCAAGGAACAAAGUGGAAAUGUCGAGGCCUUUAUUGCUCGAGUUAAAACGGAUGAAAGAUCUACAGCACGAUCAUUUGGUCCGUUUCUAUGGUGCUUGCGUCGAUCCACCCCAUUGUUGUCUAUUGACGGAAUAUUGUCCUAAAGGAUCCCUUCAGGAUAUACUUGAAAACGAACAGAUUAAACUCGAUCGUUUGUUUCGCGGCUCUUUGAUACACGAUAUAGUACGUGGGAUGGCCUAUUUACACGCUUCCGAGGUCAAAAGCCACGGGAAUUUAAAGUCGAGCAAUUGCGUCGUGGAUUCGCGAUUCGUCCUAAAAAUCGCCGAUUUUGGUCUUCACGAAUUGAGGAGGUCCGGACUCAUGGAAGAGGAAUUCGACAAAAGCAGUUACGCUUAUUGGAGACGACAAUUGUGGACGGCGCCAGAGUUGUUGAGAAUGGAGAGGCGACCACCGGAAGGUACUCAAAAAGGUGACGUUUAUAGUUUUGGAAUAAUCGUACACGAGAUCGUCGUUCGUAAAGGUCCUUUCUAUUUGGGAGAAAAUUACGAUCCACCGCCUAAUGAAAUCGUCGAGGGUGUCAGGAAAGGGGGUAGUUCACCUUUAAGACCUGUGAUCGACGAGAGCGCCGUGGAGGAGGAGGUAGCCACAUUAAUGAGACGAUGUUGGGCGCAGGAUUCAGCCGAUCGACCUGAUUUUCCCGCGCUAAAGCAAACCAUACGCAAGAUCAACAAAGAUUACGAGAGUAGCAAUAUCCUGGAUAAUUUGUUGUCUCGUAUGGAACAAUAUGCGACGAAUUUAGAGACCUUGGUCGAGGAACGAACUGCGGAUUACUUCGAGGAGAAACGCAAAUGCGAAGAGCUACUGUACCAGUUACUGCCAAAAUCCGUCGCAUCUCAAUUGAUACUCAGUCAAAGCGUGAUCGCCGAAACUUACGAUCAAGUAACAAUAUACUUCAGCGACAUCGUCGGUUUCACCAGUCUAUCGGCCGAAAGUACACCUCUUCAAGUAGUCGACUUGUUGAACGAUCUCUACACAUGUUUCGACUCCAUCAUCGAAAAUUUCGACGUUUAUAAGGUCGAGACGAUAGGAGACGCUUACAUGGUCGUAUCCGGAUUACCAAUGAGAAACGGUACGAAUCAUGCAAGGGAAAUAGCGAGGAUGAGUUUGGCACUAAGGGACACCGUCAUGACUUUCAGAAUCCGUCAUAGACCAGAGGAAAAAUUGAAACUUCGUAUAGGAAUGCAUUCCGGACCAUGCGUAGCGGGUGUGGUUGGUUUGAAAAUGCCGAGGUACUGUCUAUUUGGUGAUACGGUCAAUACGGCAUCUAGGAUGGAAAGUAACGGUGAAGCUUGGAUGAUACACGUUAGUCCAAAGACGAAAGAGAUAUUGGACACUUUUGGAACAUUCGAUCUCGUUUGCAGAGGAGAGGUAACAUUAAAGGGUAAAGGUACGAUGACGACGUAUUGGUUGAUGGGUGAAAAGCCAAUCAACAAUAAUAUUAAACAAACAAAUACAGCUCAAUCAACCGCCCAACUUCCGUCAGUCCCUAAUGAAUCAGUGUCGCAGCAGCACCAGCAAAUACAACCGAUGAAAAAUCAAUCGAUUCAAACGAAAAUCGAAUCGAAGGGCCAAACUCACGCUACUCAGUCGAAAAUUCAGUCUAAAGUGGAACCGCCUCAAGCUCAUUAUGUAUCAGUUAAAGAUCUUUCGCAAAAGAAUCAACCUCAGCAACAACAACAAAAAGCACAGCAUCAGCAAGAGAAACCACAACAGCAACAGCAACAACAACAAAAACCACAGCAUCAACAGGAGAAACCACAACAGCAACAGCAACAAGCAAAACCACAGCAGCAGCAGCAGCAACAAGCAAAACCACAGCAGCAGCAGCAACAACAAGCAAAACUACAGCAGCAGCAGCAGCAACAACAAGCAAAACCACAGCAGCAGCAGCAACAAGCUAAACCACAGCAGCAGCAGCAACAACAACAAAAACCACAGCAACAGCAGCAACAACAACAGAAACCACAACAGCAACAACAACAGCAGAAAGCACAGCAGCAACAACCACUACAAGCGUCGUAUCAAAGUAAUCAAAAUCGAAUACAUUUUGAUAGCAGUAAUUGCAACAUCACGGCCACCGGAAACGGAGCACCUGCAGGUCGUGUGACAUCAAGCAGUGUCGUUUCGCCAGCUCACGUACGUUCAGUUCCAGCACAACCAAAUCGACAGGCUUAUACUUACUCGACGGAAAGUAUGCCGAAUCACACCGAGAGUGGUCCAAACACGCCCCUUCUUUUACCCGCAGACUCGGCGCCUCGAAUUUAGCUCUCUUCGUGCGUCUCUUAUACCGAGUUUGAAAGCUCGUUGACAAGAAUCGAGUAUGAUUCUACGGAUAUCCUGCCAUCUAAUAAUAACCAAGGAAAAGACUAAUUCUUGAAUAAAAAGGAAAAAAAGAAGCUCUUGCUAUCGCGAAUCGGUCCAGAUAUCAAAAUAGUUAGUGCACGUUCUUGCAUUUCUAUAAGUUUACAAUAGAUGGUGAGAUAUCGCGUAGUGCGAACGAGUGGUGCCAUUGCCGAACAGUUAGAUCGACGGUAAGUCGAAUUAUAAUAUGUAUACAUAUGUAAUAAGACAAAGUGAUCUCUUUCUAGAUGGUAUUACAGAACCAAUAAUAAAGUCAAUGGUGAUGCAUCUGACUAUAUAAAUCACCUGAUUUUUCCAAAGCUAUGUUAUAUUACGUACUCCUAUGAGACCGAUGACUUGUUUUAGAGAAAACAAAAAAACGAAGAAAGAGAAGAAAAUAGAGAAGAAGAAGCACCUCCAUUUAAUAUAAGUAGGUAUUCGUGGAGAGGUUGACCUGAAGGGCCCCUGGAUAGCUUAAUGGUUAGAAUAGCUGCCCCAAAAAGCGGAAGGCCCGCGUUCUUGAGUCCUGCUCCAGAUUACAUGACGGCCCUACUUUUUUACGAAUCCUACGUAUAUAUAUAUAUAUAUAUAUCUACAUUGGGCGAAUGAUUCAGUAUUCAAUACCGAUUAGCCCGAAUCGACCAGUAUUAGACAAGGUGCUGUUAACGAGAAAGUGCGUACGACGAAGUGGAGAAAAAAAAGAUUAAGUAAGUUUUCUCGUAUAAGCGAUAAAUUACUCAUAUUUCUUUUUACGGACGAAAAUCUAGGACGCGCGUUUUGUUCAUUGUUUUAAUUACAUCAAAGUAUUCACAUCUCUUAGGAUUAUUACUUUUUCGUCGUCUUUCUAAACCGUAUUUUUUAAAGCUUUGCCGAAAGAAAUCUUAAACGACUACACUCAACAAGUAUAUUCUUUUCCUUUUUUUUUUAGUUUUAUGCCAAAAAAGAGUAUGUCCUUGUGUAUGUGUGUUGCGCCUGUGUGUGUGUGAAAGAAAGAGAGACAGAGAGAGAGAGAGAGAGAGAGAGAGAGAGAGAGACAUAGGACCAAAUUAACUUCGAUCUGCUGCUAUCCUUAAAGUUUCAUGGAGAUAUCAUUUUCCAUUCAUUAUAAAGGGUAACACGAAACAAAAUGGAUGGUAUAAGUGCGUGGCGAGACGAAUGAAAGGGUGAACUUUGUCGUUAACGUUGUACAAGAGAGAAUCAAUAAUGAAUUUAUUCCAAAGUUAUAUACAUAUAACUUAUAUAUAUAUAUAUAUAUAUAACUUUGAAAUUAAGAAAAGAAAAUAUCCACUUGAGUUAAUUGCGAUGGGAUAACGAGAGAUAAGUAUAUAUAUAUAUAUAAAAAUAUAGCUAUAUCUAUAUAUGUAUACACGGUCUAACACACAACACACAUAAUAUGUGUGUAUAUAUAUACAUAUGUGCGUGUGUGUGCGUAUAUAUAUAUGUGUUUACAAAGAUGUUACGAAGAAAUAGAUUAUAUGUCUGUGAAAAGUUAGACAGUAUAGAAGCAUCGAUGUUCAGCAAGCAAUUUCUAGCGAGAAGAGGCUGGGCCUCUCGUGAGUAUGUUAUAAAAAAGGAAACAGAUGAAGAGAGUAAGAGCGAAAGAGAGAGCGAGUGUGUUUGUGUACGUAGGAUUAUAUGCAUGAGAGAAAGAACGUAAAUAAGUAAGUACAUAUACAUAGAAUGCGUACGAGCGUUAGUAUGUACGUAAUAUUUUGUGUGUGACUCGAGAGAGCGAGCGUGUUGCGUCGGUCAGUCAAUGAGACUAUGCGCGUGCGACGAGAACAGAGGGGUCAAUCGUUUCUUGGCUUCUCGUAUAUAAGAAACGUGACAAAAGAAAGCAAGGAAAGCGAACGAGCUUAUCGUGUAUGUAUAUUGAAUAUAUCAUGUCGUAAGAAAUAAAAAUUAUAUUUAUGUUCA